AUGCGCUACAUCGUCCUCACCUUGGCCGCCGGCGCUGCUGCCGCUCCCUUUGCUAUGACUGAAACCAGCCUCUGCCCCGCCGGGUUGUACAGCAACCCUCAAUGCUGCGCAACUGACGUACUUGGUGCCAUCGGCCUGGACUGCGCAGUCCCGGCCACUACUCCCGCCAACGUCGACGCCUUCAUCAGCGGCUGUGCUGCAGGCGGCCAGCAGGCAAAGUGCUGUGUGAUUCCCGUCGCUGGCCAGGAUCUUCUAUGCCAAGAUGUCAAGGGAAGCGGUGGUGGUGGCGGAGGUGCCCCAGGUACCACUGCUACUGGUGGAGGUGGAGGUGCACCUACGAGCGUGCCUGGUGGUGGUGGUGGCGGUGCUACCUCCACUUCCUGUGAAUCUAGCGCUGUUGUGACGCCGGCUCCUCAGCCUACUAAGCCUGCUCCUUCUUACCCUACGACUACUUCUGACUGCGGAUGUGGCAAGUAG
This is a messenger RNA of Pyrenophora tritici-repentis Pt-1C-BFP, 477 nucleotides long. RefSeq names its product hydrophobin protein. NCBI's taxonomy places the organism in Eukaryota, Fungi, Ascomycota, Dothideomycetes, Pleosporales, Pleosporaceae. The record is from RefSeq and is a predicted model, not a curated record. Gene Ontology annotation, cellular component: extracellular region.